Molecule: messenger RNA, 702 nt
Organism: Colletotrichum chrysophilum
Lineage: Eukaryota; Fungi; Ascomycota; Sordariomycetes; Glomerellales; Glomerellaceae
Exons: 2
Coding region: 1-702 (233 amino acids)
Biological process (GO): L-cysteine catabolic process
Molecular function (GO): ferrous iron binding; cysteine dioxygenase activity
Source: RefSeq, a predicted model, not a curated record
AUGGCCCUCGAAAUCCUGACCAAGAUCACCUCUGCCUUCGGGCACGAACUGAAGGGCGACAGCAACCGGUUCGAUGAGCUCGUGUUGGCGUUGAAGGAGGCCCUGGGCCCGUCGUCGGGGUUGGACUCGGCUGACGUCGACGUCAAGGAGUUGAUGGAGCUGAUGGAACAAUACAACUCAAGGGAGAGCGAAUGGAUCCAAUUUGCAUUCGCCGAGAAGAGCAUGGGAUACACAAGAAACCUCGUCGACGAGGGUAAUGGCAAGAGCAAUCUCCUUGUGCUUGUCUGGUCUCCGGGCAAGGGCAGUCCAAUCCACGACCACGGCAACGCCCAUUGCCUCAUGAAAAUCCUCAAGGGCAACCUGACUGAGAUCCGAUAUGCCUUCCCCGAGGGCGAGGAAGAACAACCGAUGAAAGUGAUGUCUGAGAGAACACAUAAGGAGAAUGCGGUGGCAUACAUGGCAGACGAACUUGGCGUCCACCGGGUCUGCAACAGGGGCAGCGACUUCGCCGUAUCCCUUCACCGUGGGUUUUGCUUCACCGUCUUCGCCGAAACAACUUUGCUGACCGGCUCCGUAGUGUACACCCCGCCCAAUGUCGCUAAGGGAGGAUGCAACAUCUUCAAUGAGAAGACUAGUAAGAGCAGUCAUGUAGCCAAGUGCGGCUACUACUCGGCGUACGGCCGCCGACUGCCGAAGCAGUAA